Bombina bombina (fire-bellied toad) is the source of this 3021-nucleotide messenger RNA. RefSeq names its product adaptor related protein complex 1 subunit gamma 2 (gene AP1G2). Gene Ontology annotation, biological process: receptor-mediated endocytosis; Golgi to vacuole transport; intracellular protein transport. Gene Ontology annotation, molecular function: clathrin-cargo adaptor activity. The transcript is spliced from 23 exons. Gene Ontology annotation, cellular component: membrane coat; Golgi apparatus; AP-1 adaptor complex. The coding region runs from base 271 to 2625 and encodes 784 amino acids. The record is from RefSeq and is a predicted model, not a curated record. Lineage: Eukaryota; Metazoa; Chordata; Amphibia; Anura; Bombinatoridae.
UGCCUUCUAUACAUGCGUUACUCGGAUGUCUCUUACUGCGAGUUGUGGCUCACAAUCUCAUCCUAAUCUCCUGGCUGCUAAACUUCCCCUCCCCUCUUUUCCUGGCUUCCUGCUUCUCCAACAAGAUAGAGAGGCUGAACUUUCCCCGUGAAGUGACGACCUGUUGCAAAGUGAUCCAGGUGAGAAUAAGAAAGGUGAGAAGCACACAGACCAUACAGGUGACAGCAACAAGAAGGGAAGGCAGAUACUGGAAGAGCACAAGCAGGAAGGAUGGGUCCCCCACUUAAAGUACAUGAGCUUAUCCGCAUGAUCCGCGCAGUCAAGACACAGUGUGAGGAGCGUGAGGUAAUUCAGAGAGAGUGUGCAGAUAUCCGCUCUGCCUUCCGGGAGGAGGAUGCCAUGUACAGGGGCCGAAGUGUGGCCAAGCUCCUCUACGUGCACAUGUUGGGGUACCCUGCACAUUUUGGACAGAUGGAGUGCUUAAAGCUGAUUGCUUCUCCCAAGUUCACAGAUAAGCGGAUUGGAUAUCUAGGUGCUAUGAUGCUACUAGAUGAAAAACAAGAUGCACAUCUUUUGAUUACUCAUAGCAUAAAGAGGGACUUAGAGCACAGUUGCCCUAUGGUGCAGGGCUUGGCUCUUUGCACUCUCGCCUGCAUGGGCUCAGCUGAGAUGUGUCGGGAUCUAGCAGGGGGAGUGGAACAUCUUCUGCAUUCUUCAACUGGGCAUGUAAAAAAAAAGGCUGUACUCUGCGCUGUACACAUUAUCAGGAAAGUCCCAGAUUUGGUGGAAAUGUUCAUCCCUGUGAGUGAAGAACUGCUGGGGGAGAAAAGGCAUGGUGUUAUGUAUGGAGCUGUUCUUCUGGUCACAGAGAUUUGUCAGCGACACUCAGAAUCUGUUAAACGUUUCCGUAAGUUCCUUCCCCUCCUGCUGCAAAAGCUCAGACAGAUAAUAUCAGGAUAUUCCCCGGAGCAUGCAGUUUCUGGAGUCACAGACCCCUUCUUGCAGGUGCGUCUUCUGCGACUGAUGAGGAUUUUGGGCCAGAAUGAUGAAAACAUUUGUGAUGCAAUGAGUGAUGUGCUAGCCCAGGUCUCAACUUGUACUGAAACACAAUCCAACGCGGGAAAUGCUGUCUUAUAUGAGACAGUUCUCACUAUUGUGGAUACCAAGUCUGCAAGCGGCCUGCGAGUUCUCGCUGUUAACAUUCUUGGACGGUUUUUGCUCAGUAAUGAUAAAAAUAUCAGAUAUGUUGCUCUUAUGUCUCUACAACGCUUGGUACAGUCAGAUUAUGCAGCAGUGCAGAGACACCGUGCGACGAUACUGGAAUGUCUUAGACAGACAGACACCUCUGUGAACAGGAAAGCUCUGGAUUUGAGUUUUGCACUUGUUAAUGAAUUAAACAUUCGCGUUAUGAUGAAGGAGUUCCAGAGAUUUCUACUGACUUGCCCACCAGAGCUAAAAGAGCAGUGCACUUCUGGAAUAUUUCUAAGUGCUGAGAGGUAUUCCACUUCUAGGCGCUGGCACAUAGACACUAUAAUGCAAACGCUGGUCACAGCUGGAGAGAGUGUUCGCGAUGAUGCUGUGUCACACCUUAUUAACCUGAUAAGCGGAGCCUCUGAGUUACAUGGUUACAUUGUGCAGAGACUGUACAAAGCAGUGCGGGAAGACAUAUCUCAGCAACCUCUGGUACAAGUAGCUUCAUGGUGCAUUGGGGAAUAUGGGGAUCUUCUACUUUCUGGCUCAUGUGAGGAGGAGGAGCCUGCACAGGUGACAGAAGAUGAGGUUCUGGAUAUACUGGAGGGGGUGCUACAUUCUCACAUCUCCUUACCCAGUACACGGGCUUACACACUGACUGCGAUCAUGAAACUGAGCACGCGUUUCAAGCAAACCAUAAACCGUAUACGACGUGUGGUCUCUAUAUAUGGCAGCUGCCAAGAUGUGGAGCUACAGCAGAGAGCAGUGGAGUAUAAUGCCCUGUUUAAGAAAUACGACCACAUGAGGUCAGCAAUCCUAGAGAAGAUGCCCGUAGAAGAAAAAGCCUUGACAGGAGACAUUAAAAAGGCCACUGAAGAGCAGGAGAAUAAAGAUGUGAGCCCAAAGCAACCCACCUGUGUUCUGCCACAAGAUCAGGUGACUGACCUCUUGGGGUUGUUGGAAGAGAGUAACAAUGUGCCAAUGCCACAAGUGACUUCUGGACUCCCUACAGUGACGCACAGUGUAUCCAACGAAGGUAGUCUGCUGGACCUGCUAGAUGAUACUACCGUACCUGCUCUACCACCACUGCCUGUAUAUAAUAAUGGUGGGCUUUAUAUAGAAUUCUCUUUUGUACGUCCAUCAACCAACCCUGCCCAUCUCAUCAUCACAACAAGUACCACUAACAAUUCCUCCAGCAACAUCACUGACUUCCAGUUACAGGCAGCUGUUCCAAAGACAUUACAGCUACAGCUUCAGGCUCCCAGUGGUUCUUUACUGGCCUCUGGUGCAGGAUCCAUCACACAAUGCAUACGCAUAUUGAAUCCUCAGAAGGUCCCUCUGCGGAUGCGCCUUCGUCUUUCUUUCGUUCGUGAUGGAACUUCUGUAGAGGAAAUGUGUGAAAUCAAUAACUUCCCUGCAAGCUGCUGGCAGUGACCUGAAGGAAACUUGCGGAUGGAUAAGAAACACUGGGCAGAUAGGGGCAUUGGCAUGGGGGAAACAGAUGGGAUGACCUGAAGGGAGAGUGGAAGCAGACAGGUGCAUUGAUUAGAAGUGAGAAAAGAGUAAGGACCAAUGAAUUCAAUUUAUUCAUGGCAGGAGAGGAAAUGCUAAUAAUAAAUAAACUGAAUACUUCCACAUGUAAUAAAAAUAGGCAUAUAUCUGGUGUGGUAUACAGUAUCAUACUGCUCUGCUAGACAUGAUAUAUGUAUAGGUGGUUUACCCUAUUUAUGAAAGGUUUAUAGACGGCUACAUAAAUGUUUCCUGAUCACACACAUGGCUGCAUAUGUCAGCUUUUAAGGAAUAUUUUAAUAAAGAUGUUUUUAGUAAUUA